Messenger RNA from Rotaria sp. Silwood1, 933 nucleotides. NCBI's taxonomy places the organism in Eukaryota, Metazoa, Rotifera, Eurotatoria, Philodinida, Philodinidae. The record is from the annotation of a GenBank genome assembly.
AUGGCUGAUUAUCGAUUGUGUCCACCAAAAGAAAUUCCAUUAAAACCUGGUGAUGAUAUUUGUGCAUUAGCAACAUGGGCUCAAAAUGCUACCACUGUAGCUGGUGGAAAUGGUCAAGGUUCUGAUCUGAAUCAGUUAGAUAUCCCAUAUGGAUUCUUUGUUGAUCAAAAUCAAAGUGUUUAUGUAGCAGAUUUUAACAACCAUCGUAUAGUCAAAUGGGAUCGUGAAGUUUCAAGUGCUCAAAUAGUCGCAGGUGGCAAAGGACAUGGACUUGAUAGUAAUCAAUUAGACUCUCCGAUGGAUGUAUUCAUCGAUAAAAAUGGAACAAUGUACAUCACUGACAGAAAUAAUCAACGUGUUCAACGAUGGUCUCGAGGUGCUCAAAGUGGAGAAACAAUUAUUAAAGAUAUCUUUCCUGUUGGUAUAGUACAGGAUGAUCAAGGCGCACUUUAUGUAUCUGAUGAUAUAAAACAUGAAGUGAGAAAAUGGCGCGUUGGUGACACAAUUGGACAACUGGUCACUUCAGAAGUUGUUGAUCCAGGUUUAUUGUUCGUUGAUCGAAAUCUAGCUCUCUACGCGGCUGAUAGGGGUAAUCAUCGAAUAAUAAAAGUGAAUGAUGGAACAACACAAAUCUCGAUUGUUGCUGGCGGAUCCCAAGGUGACGACACUGAUCAAUUAGGAUACCCAGACAGUGUUAUUGUGGAUGAGCUUGGUACUGUCUAUGUAACUGAUACUGAUCAUGAUCGAAUAGUGCGAUGGCCACGUGGAGCUAGAUCUGGCAGUAUUAUCGCUGGUGGUCAUGGUGAAGGUUCUCAGUCUGAUCAACUUUGGAGUCCCAGUGAUUUAGCAUUUGAUCUUGAUGGAAACCUCUAUGUAGUGGAUUCUAAGAAUUUUCGCGUACAAAAAUUUGCCAUUGAUAAGAGUUUGUGCUGA